This is a messenger RNA of Rosa chinensis, 912 nucleotides long. RefSeq names its product vascular-related unknown protein 1. NCBI's taxonomy places the organism in Eukaryota, Viridiplantae, Streptophyta, Magnoliopsida, Rosales, Rosaceae. The transcript is spliced from 3 exons. Bases 233 to 760 code for a protein of 175 amino acids. Gene Ontology annotation, biological process: xylem development. The record is from RefSeq and is a predicted model, not a curated record.
ACGUCGUCAUCAACCUCCUCUCUGUCUGGCCCACCCUCAUCAGAUUCUAACAUUAUGGGUUCCUCAUUUUCUUCAUUCCCUUAAUCUUCUCUUUCUGUUAUAAAAUCCCCAGUCUUUUUAGAAACAAGUGGCCGCCCUCUCUCUUCCUCUCUCAGGCAAAACCAAAUCUGGCUAGCUAGCUUAUCUCUUUUUUAUUUUAAUUUCUUUUGCUUAAUUUUGUUAGAUUGAUAUCAUGGAUAUGUCGACUUUUGGUUCAUCGUCUAUGAUCAGAGCUGUUCCUUCCAAAGAAACAGCAGCAACAUACUCCUGCACUGAGGAGGAAGAGAGUGGUUGGACUAAGUACUUUGAAGACUUCUCAAACAAUACUAGAGCUGAUCAAGGACAGACUAGUUUCUGCUCUUCUUUGGUUUCUGAUGCCUCUUCUGGUGCUGCAUGGAGAGUUUCGCAUAACAACAGUGUGCCGAAAAAAUUGAAGAAAAAACCCAAGAAGAUUGGGGAUUAUGAUUUGGAGGAUACUGCUAGUUCUCCUGUUAAUAGUCCCAAGAUUGGUGAUUUGAGACCAGUUGAUCAUAUGAAUCCCAGAAAGAUAGAUGAUCAUCGUAUCAAUAUUAAUUCUUUGGGUAAAGAGCAUUUUGCAGAAAUGAAGCAGGCAGAUGAAAACAGUAGUGAUUGUUCUGGGAAAAAUGAUCAAAAUACAGACCUAAAGAAAAAAGGGUUGUGUUUGGUUCCUCUAAAUCUGUUAAUGAAUUAUCUUGUUUAAUUUAGUUUUGUCAAUGAACUCGAUUGUAUCCAAACUCUUAUGAGUUACUUUAUAAAUUACUAAAGGAAAAUUCUGUGGAUAUAUAUAAAUGUUGUAUAUUUCUUGUAAGCUAUAUAUAUAUAUAUAUAUAAAUAGUUUUCUUUGGUUUCUGA